Molecule: messenger RNA, 8984 nt
Organism: Alexandromys fortis (reed vole)
Lineage: Eukaryota; Metazoa; Chordata; Mammalia; Rodentia; Cricetidae
Exons: 2
Coding region: 6945-8948 (667 amino acids)
Biological process (GO): viral process
Molecular function (GO): zinc ion binding; nucleic acid binding
Source: RefSeq, a predicted model, not a curated record
GAGGGAGGGGGAACCGGGGAGCCAGGCAGAUGUAUGCACACGUCAGGGGUGUGAUGGGGAGUCAACCUGCAUAUUCAUGAGAACCUGGGAAGGGCCUGGGAGGCGCCAGAGUUAACCCUAGUCUCCAUAGACCUCAGCCUAUGCCCAAUUGCUACAUGUGGGGGUCUGCUCUGGUGGGCGGGUUGGCCUAUGCAGAUGUAUGCAGAUGUCAGGGGGGUCCUGGGGAGUCACCCUGCAUAUUCGUGAGCCCCUGGGAGGAUCCAGGUUUCCCUUGACCAAUCAGAAAGCCCUGUCCUAGCCUGCCAGCCACCCAGGCCUCGGCUGUGAUGGUCACCCUAGCACCGGUCCUGAUCAUAAAACUGACCCUGACCCUAGGACUGCCCCUAGCCCUAGCCACUCCUCAACCACUAGCACCUCCACACCCCUAGCUCCUCCCCAACUGUAGCCACGCCCCAACCCUAGCAUCCCUGUAACCUUAGCCUGGCUGUAACCCUAAGGCACUGGUAACCUUAAGAGGCAGACCCCCAGAGGGCAUGGCUAGUGCUGUGGGAGUGGCUGGGGUUGGAGUUGCCAGGGGAGGGUGGGGAUAGGGGUGGGGCGUUGCUAGGGGUCGGAGUGCUUAGGGUUCCAGCCAGGCUAGUACUCUGACCAGGCUAGGGUUCCCGCCAGGCUAGAGCUGGGGGAGUGGCUAGACGGGGCCCGUUGCCAUGGGAGAGCAGUGAUAGAGGUGGGGUGUAGCUAGGGGAGGGCGUGCUAGGAUUACAGCCAACCUAGUGUUCCAGCCACCCUGGGGUUCCUCCAAAGAUAGUGUUUCUGCUGGGGCUUGGGCUGUGGGCGUGGCUAGGGGCGGUCCGUCGCUAGGGGAGGGUGGGACAUGUGCAUACAUCUGCAUAGACCAGAUGUGAGCAGUGAACGUCCACACUCUUCCUGUGUCCACUCACUGGCUGGACAAUACAGAUGUGAGCGGUAAACCUCUAGUGUCCACUCACUGACUGGAGAUUACAGAUGUGAGCAGUAAACUUCCAGACGAUUCCAGUGUCCACUCACUGUCUUGACAGACAUUACAGAUGUGAGCAGUUAACUUCCAGACCCUUCCAGUGUCCACUCAUUGGCUGGAUACACAUUACAGAUGUGAGCAGUGAACAUCCUGACUCCUCCAGUGUCCACUCACUGGAUGGACAGGCAUUACAUUUAUUAGCAGUGAAUCUCCAGACUCCUCCAGUGUCCACUCACUGGCUAGACACCCAUUACAGAUGUGAGCAGUGAACCUCCAGACUCUUCUGUUCCACAAAACAGCUGGAUAUAACACACGUGAGCAGUGAACAUCCAGACUCCUCCAGUGUCCACUCAUUGGAUGGACAGACAUUACCGAUGUGAGCAGUGAGCAUCCAGAUGCCUCCAGUUUCCAUUGACUGGCUGGACAGACAUUACAGGUGUGAGCAAUGAAACUCUAGAGUCUCCUGCGUCCACAAUUCAGCUGGAGAGUACACAGUGUUCACUCACUGGCUGGAUAUUACAUAUCUGAAUCAGUGAACCUCCAGACUCCUUUAGUGUCUACUCACUGGCAUGAAAGACAUUGCAGAUGUGAGCAGUGAACUUCCUGAACGAUCUACUGUCCACUCAUGAGCUGAACAGACAUUAGAAUUGUGAGCAGGGACCUCAGGACUCCUACAGUGUCCACUCGCAAGCUGGACAUUACAGUAGUGAGCAGUGAACAUCCGGACGCCUCCAGUGUCAACUCACUGGCUGGACAUUACAGAUGUGAGCUGUGAACUUACAGAUUUCUCCAGUGUGCACUCACUGGCUGGACAUACAUUACAGAUGUCUGCAGCGAACCUCCAGCUCUCCAGUGUCCACAAUCGGCUGGACAGUACACAUGUGAACAGUGAACCUCCAGUGUUCACUCAGUGGCUGGACAUUACAGAUGUGAGCAAUGAACCUCCAGAUUCCUCCAAUGUUCAUUCACUGGGUAGAGAGACAAUGCAGAUGUGAGCAGUGAACCUCCAGACUAAUCUGUCCACUCCCGGGCUGAACAGACAUUACAAAUGUGAGCAGUGACCUCAAGACUCCUCCAGUGUCCACUCACAAGCUGGACAUUACAGAAGUGAGCAGUGAAUAUCUGGAAUCCACCAGUGUCCACUCACUUAAUGGACAGACAUUACAGAGGUGAGCAAUGAACCUACAGUCUCUCCUUUGUCCACAAUCUGGCUGGACAGUACACAUAUUAGCAGUGAACCUCCAGCUUUCACUCACUGGCUGGACAUUAGAGUUCUGAGCAUUGAACUCCAGAUUCCUCCAGUGUAUAUUCGCUGGAUGCACAGACAUUACAGAUGUGAGCAGUGAACCUCCAGACUGCUCCAAUGUCCAUUCAGUGGCUGGACAGACAUUGCAGAUUUGAGCAGUGAACCUCUAGACUCUCUGUGUCCACAAAUCGGCUGGAGAGCACACAUGUGAACAGUGAACCUCCAGUGUUCACUCACUGGCUGGACAUAACAUGUCAGAAUCAGUGAACUUCCAGACACCUCCAGUGACCACUCACUGGCUGGACAGACAUUACAGAUGUGAGCAGUGACCUCAGGACACAUCCAGUGUCCACUCAUAAGCUGGACAUUACAGAAGUGAGCAGUAAACAUCUGGACUCCUCCAGUGUCCACUCAGUGGAUGGAAAGACAUUGCAGAUGUUAGUAGUGAACCUCCAGACUCCUCCACUGUCCACUCCCUGGCUGGACAGACAUUACAUGUGUGAGCAGUGAACCUCCAGACUAAUCCACUGUCCACUCACUGGCUGGACAGACAUUACAGAUGUGAGUAGUGACCUCAGGACUCUUCCAGUUUCGACUUGCAACUAGCACAUUACAGAUGUGAGCAGUGAACCUUCAGACGCCUCCAGUAUCCACUCAUACCCUGGACAGACAUUAGGGAUGUGAGCAGAGACCUACAGACUCCUCUAGUGUCCACGCACAGCCAAGGCAUUACAGAUGUGAGCAAUGAACGUCCAGACUCCUUCAUUGUCCAAUCACUGGCUGGGCAGACAUUACUGAUGGGAGAAGUGGAUCUCCAGACUCCUUUAGUGUCCACUCACUGGUAGGACACACAUUACAGAUGUGAGCAGUGAACCUCCAGACUCUUCCGUUCCACAAAACAGCUGAAAAUAACACAUGUGAGCAGUGAACCUCCAGUGUUCACUCACUGUGUGGACAUUACAGAAAUGAACAGUGAAGUUCCAGACUUUUUCAGUGUCCAUUGACUGGCUGGAAAGACAUUACAGAUGUGAGCAGUGAACAUCCAGACUCCUCCAGUGUCCACUCACUGACAGGACACACAUUAGAGAUGUGAGCAGUGAACCUCAUGACUCCUCCAGUGCCUACUCACUGGCUGAACAAAUAGUACAGAUGUGAGCAGUGAACCUUCUGACACUCCCGUGUGCACUCACUGGUUGGACAAACAUUACGGAUGUGAGCAGUGAAGCUCCAGACUCUCCUGUGUACAAAAAUCAGCUGCAGAGUACACAUGUGAGCAGUGAACCUCCAGUGUUCACUAACUGGCUAAACAUUACAGAAGUGAGCAGUGAAGCUACAGUCUCCUCUAGUGUCCACUCACUGGUUGGGCAUUAUAGACGUGAGCAAUGAACCUCCAGACUCUUCCACUGUCUAAUCAAUGGCAGAAAAGUCAUUGCAGAUGUGAGCAGUGAACCUCCAGAUAUAUCUACUGUCCCUUCACGGACUGAACAGACAUUACAAUUGUGAGCAGUGACCUCAGGACACCUCCAGUGUCCACUCACAAGCUGGACAUUACAGAAGUGAGCAGUGAACAUCCAGACUCCUCCAGUGUCCACUGAGUGGAUGGACAAACAUUGCAGAUGUUAGCAGUAAACCUCCAGAUUCCUCCACUGUCCACUCACUGGCUGGACAGACAUUACCGAUGUGAGCAGUGACCUCAGGACUCCUCUAGUGUCCACUCACAAACUGGACAUUACAGAUGUGAGAAGUGAACCUCCAGACUCCUCCAUUGUCCACUCAUUGGCUGGACAUUACAAAUGUGAGCAGUGAACCUCCAGUCUCCUCUAGUGUCCACUCACUGGAUGGAUAUUACAGAGGUAAGCAGUGAAACUCCAGAUGCCUCCAGUAUCCACUCACUCGCUCAACAGACAUUAGGGAUAUGAGCAGUGACCAACAGACUCCUCUAGUGUCCACUCACUGCAAGGGCAUUACAGAUGUGAACAAUGAACCACCAGAUUCCUUCAGUGUCCACUCACUGGCUGCACAGACAUUACAGGUGUUAGCAGUGAACCUCCUGAUUCCUCCAGUGUCCACUCACUGGCUGGACAGACAUUAGAGAUGUGAACAGUCAACCUCCAGACUCUUCCAGUGUCUACUCACUGGCAUGACAGAUAUUGCAGAUGUGAGCAGUGAACCUCCAGAAUAAUCUACUCUCCACUCACGGGCUGAACAGACAUUACAAAUGUGAGCAGGGACCUCAGGACUCCUCCAGUGUCCACUCGCAAGCUGGACAUUACAGAAGUGAGCAGUGAACAUCUGGACUCAUCCAGUGUCCACUCACUGGAUGGACAGACAUUACAGAUGUGAGCAGUGAACCUUAGAGUCUCCUGUGUCCACAAAUCGGCUGGAGAGUACACAUGUGAGCAGUGAACCUACAGUGUUCACCGACUGGCUGGACAUUACAGAUCUGAAUCAGUGAACAUCCAGACCCCUCCAGUGACCACUCACUGGCUGGACAGACAUUACAGAUGUGAGCAGUGACCUCAGGACAAAUCCAGUGUCCACUCAUAAGCUGGACAUUACAGAAGUGAGCAUUGAACAUCCGGACUCCUCCAGUGUCCACUCAGUGCAUGGAAAGACAUUGCAGAUGUUAGUAGUGAACCUCCAGACUCCUCCCCUGUCCACUCACUGGCUGGACAGACAUUACAGAUGUGAGCAGUAAACCUCCAGACUAAUCCACUGUCCACUCACUGGCUGGACAGACAUUAUGGGUGUGAUUAGUGACCUCAGGACUCCUCCAGUUUCCACUUGCAACCAGCACAUUACAGAUGUGAGCAGUGAACCUCCAGAUACCUCUAGUGUCCACUCACUGGCUGGAUAUUACAGCUGUGAGUAGUGAACCUCCAGAUACCUCCAGUAUCCACUCACUCGCUGGACAGACAUAAGAUAUGUGAGCAGUGACCUAUAGACUCCUCUAGUGUCCACUUACUGCCAGGACAUUACAGAUAUGAGCAAUGAACCCCCAGACUCCCCCAGUGUCCACUCACUGGCUGGACAGACAUUACUGAUGGGAGAAGUGAACCUCCUGAGUCCUUCAGUUUCCACUCACUGUCUAGACACACAUUACAGAUGUGAGCAGUGAACCUCCAGACUCAUCUGUUCCACAAAACAGCUGGACAUAACACAUGUGAGCAGUGAACCUCCAGUGUUCACUCACUGUGUGGACAUUACAGAUGUGAACAGUGAAGCUCCAGACUUCUUCAGUGUCCAUUGACUGGCUGGACAGACAUUACAGAUGUGAGCAGUGAACCUCCAGACUCCUCCAGUGUCUACUCACUGGCAGGACACACAUUAGAGAUGUGAGCAGUGAACCUCAUGACUCCUCCAGUGUCUACUCACUUGCUGAACAAAUAGUACAGAUUUAAGCAGUGAAUCUUCUGACCCUCCAGUGUGCACUCACUUGCUGGACAAACAUUACAGAUGUGAGCAGUGAAGCUUCAGACUCUCCUGUGUCCAUAAACCGGCUGGACAGUACACAUUUGAGCAGUGCACCUCCAGUGCUCACUAACUGGCUGGACAUUACAGAUAUGCACAGUGAAGCUCCAGACUCCUCCAGUGUCUACUCACUUGCUGGAUAUUACAGAGGUGAGCAGUGAACCUCCAGACGCCUCCAGUAUCCACUCACUUGCUGGACAGACAUUAGGGAUGUGAGGAGUGACCUACAGACUCCUCUAGUGUCCACUCACUGGCAGAAAUGUCAUUGCAGAUGUGAGCAGUGAACCUCCAGUUUAAUCUACUGUCUACUCACUGGCUGAACAGACCUUACAAAUGUGAGCAGUGACCUUAGGAUACCUUCAGUGUCCACUCACAAGCUGGACAUUACAGAAGGGAGCAGGGAAUAUCCGGACUCCUCCAGUGUCCACUCACUGGAUGGACAGGCAUUACAGUUGUUAGCAGUGAACAUCCAUACUCCUUCACUGUCCACUCACUGGCUGGACAGAAAUUACUGAUGUAAGAAGUGAACCUCCAGACUCCGUCAGUGUCCACUCACUGGCUGGACACACAUUACAGAUGUGAGCAGUGAACCUCCAGACUCUUCUGUUCCACACAACAGCUGGACAUAACACAUGUGAGCAGUGAACCUCCAGUGUUCACUGUAGGGAUAAGUCCCACCCCUUAGGGGGCAUGUUCGCCUCAGGCUAAAGUUUUCCUAUAAAUUUGGCAAGCUUGCUCCCAGCGCUCGCUUCUGCUUUCCUGGUCUCCGCGGGAACGGUGGUUCUGUAAGUCUAUUCCUCCAUUAAAGCUGUCUAUAUUUUGACAAUCUGUCUGCAUUCGCUUACGCCAUUACAUUUUGGCAUCCAGCGUCGGGCUAUUUUGCACCUGACUCAAGCGUGUAGCCUGCUAGCUAACACAGCACGCUCCCGGGUGUCAUUUUCUUAGUUUGCGACUUGGGCCCCAGGGCUGAGUCCGAGAUACACUCGGCCUUCAGGCCCAUAAUAUCCAGAGAGGCAGGCGGAUCUCUGUGAGUUCAAGGCCGGCCAGGCGGUGGUGGCGCACGCCUUUAAUCCCAGCACUAGGGAGGCAGAGACAAGCGGAUCUCUGUGAGUUCGAGGCCAACCUGGUCUACAAGAGCUAGUUCCAAGACAGGCUCCAAAACCACAGAGACCACCACCGGCAGGAACCAGUCGUUGCAGGUAAGAGAAAAAAUUUUCUUUUAUAAUUAAAAUGUCUGAACACGUUACCAUUCAAGAAUUUAACAGUUUUUUUAAUUGUACCAUGUGGGAGAUUUUACAAGAGGUGUCUAUCACCCCACCUCUAUGGAUCUUUCUGGGAUUCGUAGUUUUCCUUGGCACUAUAUGGUUUGAUAAUAGAAAUAUGAUAAAGUCUUUACGAGCAGAGGUUGCACGCUUAAAAACAAUUGAGAAUGACAACAAUCUUCUCAAGAAUCAGUUUGAAGUUCUCCAGGAGGAGAACAGAUCUUUGUUUAACAUGACUCGAUCAACUGAGGAAAAUUUAAAAAAGGUACAGACUGAUAUUAAGGAGAAAUUCAUUACUAUGGAAGAGGGAACAGCUGAUUUGGAUCGUAAGCUCCAGUCCCUUUCUGUAGGAACUGAAACAUUACAGGCUGAUAUUAAGGAGAAAUUCAUUACUAUGGAAGAGGGAACAGCUGAUUUGGAUCGUAAGCUCCAGUCCCUUUCUGUAGGAACUGAAACAUUAGUGGCUGAUAUUAAGGAGAAACUCAUUACUAUGGAAGAGGGAACAGCUGAUUUGGGUUGUAAGCUUCAGUCCCUUUCUGUAGGAACUGAAAUAGUAACUGAGAGAAUCAAAACUGCUGAAUGUGACUAUCGGAUUUUGUCUAAAGCUUAUGACAGAUUGGCAGAAAGAUUGUCAAUACAAGAAGGCACGGUUUAUGCCAUAAAAAUUAUGUCCAAAGAUGAGAACUUAUCUCUAAUGGACAAACUUCAUACUUUAGAAUCCUCAAUGAAGGCUUUGGAACAUAAUUCUGGACAGGAGAUACAGACAUUGCAGAAGGCAAUGGUGAAUAGAAUUGAAAAGAUUGAGGAAUUUCUAAAUUCUGAUGAAGAAGAACAAACGGUAGAAAGGCAAAUUUUAACUACAUCUGUGGGUAAAUCCCUCCGGGACAAUUUCCACAAAUCUCUACCUACAGCUCUACCUGCCUUUCCAGUAAUAACAACAGAGAAGGUGAUUGGUUCCAGAAACCCUAGGGUCAUUAAGGAAGAUACAUGGGAGCAUGUCCGUAUGAAUGAUCUCAAAGAAAUUAAACAGGCUGUCAUGACUUUCGGGAUGCAUUCCUCUUUUGUUAAAGAGAUGCUAAAGUCUUGGGCAUCCACAAGCAGAGCUACGCCAUUGGACUGGCUCCAGCUGAGCUCUGCAGUCCUUGAGAGUGGGCCGCACUUAAAAUGGAAAUGCUUGUUCAGGCAAGAGGCUAGACUUUUAGAACAGCAAGAAAAGGCGAAGGGAAGUGACAUCUCCCUAGAUAAAAUUCUAGGUGAAGGACGCUUUUCUGACCCUCAGGAACAAGCUAAUUUGGACGAAAACACACUCUCCAUAUGCACUACAGCAGCCUUAAGGGCUUGGGACAGGGUACAAGACCCAGGACAGAGAAUGGAAUCAUUUGUCACAAUUAAACAAGGUCUGAGAGAACCUUUUAGUGAUUUUUUACAAAGACUUACUAAGGCUGUGCAAAUAGGGAUACCUGACCCUGACGCAAGACGUAUAAUGAUUGAGUCUUUGGCUUAUGAAAAUGCAAAUGUGGAAUGCAAAAAGAUUUUGGGGCCUUUAAGGUUCAGAUCAGCACCCUUGGAAGAAUGGGUCUUGCAUACACUGGAUGUUGAUACAUUUGAUUAUGGCACUGAAGCAUGGGUAGAAGAAGCAAUUUCCAAUGGUAAAAGGAGACACCAGAAUACCAAAUGUUUUAAUUGUGGCAAAAUGGGUCAUAUGAAAAGGAAUUGUAAACAACGGAUCUUCAGAAAUAAUAAUAAUGCAUCUUCUAGAAAUAACAGAAAUAGGAGGACUCAGCCUUCAGGUUUAUGUAGAAGAUGUGGAAAAGGUAGACAUUGGACGAAUGAAUGCAGGUCUACAAGAGAUAGACAAGGCAACCUGAUACAGACGGGAAACGUGAGAGGGGGGGCCUCACAGGCCCCCAUGGCAAACAUGGUUCAGUCAUUUCCAGUUUCUGCAGAGAACGUGCCUCGUCAGGACAAUUAGGAAACCUCAUGCCUACUGUUACAAACGAUAAUGAGC